AAGAAGAAGAAGAAGAAGAAGAAGAAGAAGAAGAAGAAGAAGAAGAAGAAGAAGAAGAAGAAGAAGAAGAAGAAGAAUGAAAGUCCUAAAGAUUAUACCCAUUGUAUGUGGCUUCUUUGCGUUCCUGUUUACUUGUGUGAGCGUUGGUGGUAAUGCGUGGCUGACGGAUAAAUCAGGAGAUGUUUUAUACGGUCUGUGGAAAACGUGCAAUGAACAUUCCGGUUGUGAAAAACAUCAAAAGGUCGAAGAUUGGAUCAAAUCAACACGAGCUAUGACUUUGCUUGCUCUUGUCUGCACAUUGAUCGGAAUAAUUUCAUCAAUAGUGAACAUUUUCUGUACACAUUUGGCAGUAUCCAUUGUUAAGUGUGUUGGGUACGGAUUGUCAGUCAUCUUCAUGAUCAGUGGGUUGGCGAUAUUUAUGGACGAAACAACAGAACAUGUUGACAAAUAUGGAAUGAAGUAUAGCUGGGCUUUGGUUUUAGGAUGGGUGGCAAUGAUAUUUUCCCUUGUUUCCCUCAUUCUAUCGAUCGUGAAUAUUAUCACUGGAGAUAAAAAAGUAGCUUCAAAUCAAACAGUGUGAACUGGCAAUUUCUUUUGGAAUUUUUAUUUAUAGAAAGUAACUUUUACGAAAUGCAACUUAGUGAUGCGCGAAUAGAAUUGGUCAACAUCGAUCGUUUUACCUCAAACCGAGAUUUUUUUUAAUUUUUGAUUCCUGACACCGCGGUGGAGAACUCGUGCAGUUCGCUUUAGUUUAUUUUUAAGCGUUAUGCUCCUAAACAACUUCGUCACCAAGGCUUUAUUCUCUUUUUGAAUCUCGUCAUCAGCUUAAAUCAAGAAAAUCUUAUUCUACGAAAACCUUUCGCGUUACCAUAGUGUUUAAAAUUAGAUACAAUAUUUUAGAGAAAACGUUUUCUACGUGUGCAUGUAACUUAAUUUUGCGGGAUAUAAAAAAUAUGACGAAUUGUUGUAUUAGUUUUUGCGAAUAAUUGAUAUGUAAGUAUUUCGCGGGGCAAAUAAAUGUUAUCAAAUAUUUUUAAACAA
Messenger RNA from Hydractinia symbiolongicarpus, 1041 nucleotides. Its product is annotated as lens fiber membrane intrinsic protein-like. Gene Ontology annotation, biological process: cell-cell adhesion; transmembrane transport. NCBI's taxonomy places the organism in Eukaryota, Metazoa, Cnidaria, Hydrozoa, Anthoathecata, Hydractiniidae. Gene Ontology annotation, cellular component: cell-cell junction; membrane. The record is from RefSeq and is a predicted model, not a curated record. The coding region runs from base 77 to 580 and encodes 167 amino acids. The transcript has 3 exons.